Messenger RNA from Alosa sapidissima (American shad), 6537 nucleotides. RefSeq names its product A-Raf proto-oncogene, serine/threonine kinase (gene araf). The coding region runs from base 179 to 2023 and encodes 614 amino acids. Gene Ontology annotation, cellular component: cytosol; mitochondrion. Lineage: Eukaryota; Metazoa; Chordata; Actinopteri; Clupeiformes; Clupeidae. Gene Ontology annotation, molecular function: protein kinase activity; ATP binding. Gene Ontology annotation, biological process: signal transduction; protein phosphorylation. The transcript has 16 exons. The record is from RefSeq and is a predicted model, not a curated record.
GAGGUUGCGUUCAGGAGGUGUUCCGCUUUCCCUGAAAUUCUUUACUGAUCCGACUUGUUAGAAUUCAAGAUGGCUGCUUCAGGUUGUAGGUGAGGGCUAUUUCCUCCUGCGCAUGAAGCUCUCUUGCGGCUGAAGUCUUUCACUGCUGCCUCCUUCCGUCUGCGUCUGUCAUUACAACAUGUCCUCCUCAUCCUCCUGCUCUUCCUCGGGGGAGACCAGCCCCGAAGAUGUGCCCCGCGGAGGGGGCACCAUCCGCGUCUACCUCCCCAACAAGCAGCGGACAGUGGUGAACGUCCGGCCGGGGCAGACCGUUUAUGACAGCUUAGAUAAGGCCCUAAAAACGCGUGGCCUGAGCCAGGACUGCUGUGCUGUGUUUCGACUCCUGGAGGGUCGUAAGAGGCUGACUGAAUGGAACACAGACAUCACCCCACUGGUAGGGGAAGAACUGCUGGUGGAAGUGCUUGACGAUGUCCCUCUCACCAUGCACAACUAUGUCCGGAAAACAUUCUUCAAGUUAGCAUAUUGUGACUUUUGUCACAAGUUUCUGUUCAACGGGUUCAGAUGUCAGACAUGUGGCUACAAGUUUCACCAACACUGCAGCAGCAAAGUCCCGACAGUCUGUGUGGACAUGGAUACGAUGACAAAACGAUCAAUCCCCAACAAUUACCCGGACAGCAAUUACCCAGACGACUGCCCCCAAAUACCUAUACUGAUAAUGCCAGACGGCUCCAUACCAGGAAAUGAUUCAGCCUUAACACCUGACCCUGGCGGGCUGAACCUCCUGUCCCCCACCUCCGCCUUCCGCUUCCCCCUACCCGGGGCCGACGGCCAGUCCCUGCAGCGGCACCGCUCCACCUCCACACCCAAUGUCCACAUGGUCAGCACGGUGGGGCCCGCUGGCACCAGCAUCAUAGAGGAUGCAAUAAAAAACAGCACAAUGGGACCAGAGACGUCCCCAAAGCCCUCCACCAGCCCCCCUUCCAUGGGCUCUCCUGGCCGACGACCCCCCAAAUCCCCCUCAGAGCACAAGGAGCGCAAACCCUCCUCAUCUGACGACAAAAAGAAAGUGCACCGCGGAGGCUACAGGGACUCCAGCUACUACUGGGAGGUGCAGUCGCGGGAGGUGAACAUCCAGAAGAGGAUCGGAGCGGGCUCCUUCGGGACGGUCUUCAAGGGCAAGUGGCACGGCGACGUGGCCAUCAAGAUCCUCAAGGUGACAGAACCCACCCCCGAGCAGCUACAGGCCUUCAAGAACGAGAUGCAGGUCUUACGAAAGACGCGCCAUGUCAACAUCCUGCUGUUCAUGGGCUUCAUGACGAGGCCCCACUUCGCCAUCAUUACGCAGUGGUGCGAGGGCAGCAGCCUCUACCGCCACCUGCACGUCAUCGAGACCAAGUUCGACACCAUGCGCCGCAUCGACGUGGCGCGCCAGACGGCACAGGGCAUGGAUUAUUUACAUGCCAAGAAUAUAAUUCAUCGGGACCUGAAAUCAAACAACAUCUUCCUGCACGAGGGCUGGACGGUGAAGAUCGGCGACUUCGGCCUGGCCACAGUGAAGUCCCGCUGGAGUGGGUCGCAGCAGGUGGAGCAGCCCAGCGGCUCCAUCCUGUGGAUGGCUCCUGAGGUGAUCCGGAUGCAGGACACCAACCCCUACACCUUCCAGUCAGAUGUCUAUGGCUACGGAGUGGUCCUGUUUGAGCUCAUGUCCAGCACGCUGCCUUAUUCCAACAUCAACAAUCGGGAUCAGAUCAUCUUCAUGGUGGGCCGAGGAUACCUGUCGCCAGAUCUCAGUAAACUCUCAGCGAACUGCCCCAAGUCUAUGAAGAGGCUCAUCAUCGACUGUCUCAAAUUCAAGCGUGACGAGCGGCCCCUAUUCCCACAGAUCCUGGUGGCCAUUGAGCAGGUCCAGGAGCUGUUGCCAAAAAUCGAGAGGAGUGCCUCGGAGCCUUCCCUGCACCGGGCUGUGCACGCCGAGGACCUGAACCCGCUGCUGUUCCACACCACCAGGCUCAUGCCCUUGUGAGGGCACUAUGCCACACCAUGGCCAGAGGGUGCCAGUGAGAGAGAGAGAGAAAGAGAUGGAGAGAGAGAGAGAGAGAGAGAAAGAGAAACAGGGAGAAAGAGAACAAGCAACUUCCCAGCCCCUCUAGUUCCUUUUGGAGCCUGACUGCUGCUGCACAUAUCCCCCCCCCCCUUUGAGCUGCACCAGGGUGUUGGCCUCAAGAAACACACAUAUACACACAUGCACAUACGUUUGGGAAUACACAUGCACACAGAGCCCUUUGCAGUUCUCAAAGACACAUCUGGCCAAACUCCAUAUGUUUUAGCGGGGGAUUCCUAGGUGCUGCAGUACUACAGCAGGCUUCUAUGGCGUAAUGCUCCAGAUCAGAGAGCUGGGUUAGGUUGGCUAGAGGCAAGCGAUCUUGUGGCGCUCCCUGGAAUUUGAUGGUGUUGUGCUGGCGUCAUGCUGGCCAAGUUGUUUAAAGUCCCCCCCCUCCCUUUUUAUCUGUUGUUUUGGAAAAUACUUCUUGAGAGAAGACGGAAACAUGUGUCCAGAAACCCCACUAAAAACUUCAGGGACAACUCGAGUGUUUUCGUAAGUGGUGUUCAGUGAUUUAAUUUCAGUUCCUGGCUGGCUUGCUGAUUCGAGUUUGUUUGUUUGUUUUUGUCCUUAUUUUGUUACUUUUAUACAGCAGAAUGUAAAUAUAUCAGUCAAGAGUUUUAUUUAGUCCUUUAACAUCAGCUAGGUUUUUAACAUCAAUCAGUUUUUACAUAAUCAUGUCAUUCUGAGCUGCCGUGUUCUCUUCUUUGCUCAAGUGCACAUGUGUACGAAUCCCUCCCCACUUUUUUUCGACCAGAUAGAACAACAGUGUUGUUCUUAACUUUUGUUUCUGUUUUCAUUCCAUUUCAAGACCAAUUUUAUCCCUAUCAUUAUGAGCUGCUAAUUUUGGAACAGCGCUGUGGCUACACUUCAAAAGUUAUUGUGAGAGAGAGCUGGUCUGGUUAGAGACAUUGUUAAUUGCACCCCUGGGUCUUGGCGUGUUCGAGCAACCAAGCUAAUGGUGAUGGCUAAUACUCCUUUGUCGCUAGACAACCAGAAACACAUAAAUUGUGGGCUUUGGGCCUGUGAAGUUGAAAAAGUCUCCAUGCUCUCUUGAUUUCAGAGCUGAACUGAUGAACAGUUCAACAUUGUGGGUUUUUGUGAGUGCCUCAAUGAAUUGAAAGUGCCCAUUGCACAGAAUACAUCUGAUUUGCCCAGAAUCAAGGCAGCUUUGCGGCACAUAGCACAACUAUAUUUGGUCCGUGGAAUGAAUAAGAAUAUUUUGAUGCAUUAUGCAAAGUAAACAUUUUAUUUUCUUUGUUGUCUCACUUCUCUGGCGUUUGCAAUUUCAAGCUUUUGUCCUUCCUCUUUGUGCAAUAAAAGUAUUGCUUUCGGUCAGAUACAAUAAGGAUAAUCUAUCCUUAGUUCUCUUUGCUCUUGGGUGCUCCUUGUUGGUGCCCCCCACCCAAUCCCAAUCCUCCCCCACCUUUUUUAUGCAGCCCUUGCCACUUAAUCUACUAAACCCCUCUUCUACUGCACUUUUUACCCCCCCCAACUUUGCACAAAUAGGCUGACACCAGACAUAAUUUCACUGCAUUUCUUACUUCCAGUAACUAUAUGCAUGUGACAAUAAACUUCCUUGUACCUUGUACCUUGUACCUUUGUCAUAAAGGCAAAAAAAAAUGCCUUUUUGAUCUUGUUUAAUCUCCCUGGAAACCAGUAAUAACCUGAAUGGAGUAUUGGACCAUGUCAGAUCUUAGUGUGCUUCUUGUCAGUUGUGGUGGGUUUUCUGUUUCCAUUUUAUGCCUAGCAUUUACUAUUUGAGACUGCACAUGAUGCAGACAAGAUAAGAACUUGCAUCUGACCAGAGCAAUAACAUGUUCUCGAGUGAACAUCGGUGCAGAGAAACAACAGAGGAGGGAGAAAAGACAACUGUUUGAAGUUGGACCUCACACAGUGAACAAGCCAUCUCUUUUAAAAAAAAAAGAGACAAAAGGCAUUCCAUAAACCACACUGACGUCCAUGCAUUUCUAUCUCUUCCAAGUGCGCGUCUUGUCGAAGCUUAGUUCUGAGGUCCUCGCAGAGAGCUGUGGAGAUGAGGUCGGGGAGACCCGCAAUGAGACUCUGGUGACCUAGAAUGAGAGAAGAGUAGCAGCAGCAGGACAGCACCUCACCCUCUGAUGCUCCCUCCCACCCUUCUCAGCCAGCAGAAACAGCUGCAGUGGCUGCUGGGCCGUGCAGAGAUGCUGCUAGCGGUGUAGGUUCCAUGGCUGCUGAUGCAGCUGAAAGCAAGCUGCAUGGCUUGCAGUGAUCACGGCUGAUUUUGGUUCUGCAUGUUGCAAUAUCUGAUUGGCUGAAUGUCUUUGGUUUUCUCUUUCAUAAUUUUUUUUUUAAGUUACACAGUGUACUGGCACCUUGCAUCACACACAAAAAAAAGACCACUUAUACUGUAAGCACAUCGUUGGCAUAAAGAAUGCACCAGCACAUACAAAUAGCCGUUUUGGCACGUUCUCUCUAACAAAGUGGCAUGGUGUUAAUGAUUGUUUUAAAUUACUUCUCUUUAACUGUAAAAUGGAAGUAUGUCUCGUGGGUUUUGUGCUUGGUUUAAGACUAUGUGGGGUCUAAAGUUAUUUGUUUAAAGUGCUUUUGAUUAUUCCUUGUUUGGCUAAUGGUUACAAGGUUGCUUCUGUUGACAUUUCAGUGUAAGUAUGUGAUUGAGCAGUUUCUGUUCUCCUGUGUGCAUAGGGCCUCUACUCCUUUGGCCUCCAUCUUGUGCAGCAGCCUCAGUUUGGGCAAGCUGCUCAAUGUUGAUUCCUCAACCAACGUUUUUAUCAAGACGGCCAAGUUGGUCAGUGCAGCGGUUUCAGAGACCAAAACAUAGCACAUCCGCAAAAAAAAACUGUUGUUGUUGUUGUUCAGGUAGUCAUAGCAACAGACCUGUUGCACAGAACCCGUGAUCAAACUAGGAAAUAUGUUUUUGUCUUGUCGUUGAAGAGGGAAGAAAAACUGAAUAUGAAUUAUGAUUGCACUCGUCUACAGCCACAAUGUUGGGGUGCUACUAUUUUUAUCUGCAGUCCUCACGUCAUAUGAGGGGCAGCUGAAAGCCACAAGGGGGCAAUGUUCUGAGCAGGACUGUAAAGAUAUAGCGUUAGUUGGACCACAUACGUGUGGAUCACAUAUCUAAUUCCUGUGUGGGUUUAACCACGCACUUGAUGCAGAUACAGAAGUUAGUAGAAGAGCUGAGGCUGUGGUUUGUGACCAGAGUGUAUCAACAUGGGCCUCGCACGAGGGGAAGACAACUGAAAUGGGUUUCUCUGUGCAUAAUUUAUUGGCUUAAAUGUUACAGAACAAACAACUGACACUCAUUUUAUUGUUGAAAUGUAGGUUGUAGUCUAUAGCUUUUUGUAUUUGAAAUGGGGCUGGGUACCCCUCUAUAAAAUGCUUAAUUUUAAGGAGAUUGCUUCGGUCGACGAUGAAUAGCACACACUUUUCCUGGGCAUCGGAGCAUGUCCGCUGAAAAAAAGUGAAUCCAUUACUAUUUAUUACCUGAAGUCUGCAAUCAGACGGUAUAUUAUCUGUUGCAUGAUUUCUGUUGGCUGGGGACAAAUAGGCACAAAGUAAAUCUGAGCAGGCAGGAUAAGGCUUUACUGACAUGAUGGUGUCUGGUGUGACACAAAAGAUGUGUCAGUGCGUGUCACUUCAUGCCCCCCCCCCCCUCCUCCAUACACACCACCACCAUUUUCUCCUCUACCCAUCAUGCUAGGUCCUUUCUAGUGUCCUUUCCUCCAUUUGGUAGUGUAGAAUCUCCAAAGAAUCCAAAAUAGAAUGUAAGGGGAGGGGCAGCAAUUUGCAUGAUGGUCCCAAAUCAGGCUCUAGCUAAAAACAAAUAUGCACAAGAUUGAACCCCUAAUAUCAUGAAAAGUCUUGCACAUAUGACUGUAGUGUACUGUAUAGUGUUUCUCAUAUUUAAUCAUUCCGGUAUGAGGCAGUAAUUUGCUGGCCUACAGAGCAGGUGGAAAUGUGAGUCCCAGUGAAAUUAUGGUUAACAAACUUUUGUUUUAAAAAAAACACCAACUAAAAUGAAUGAAAUUCCUCCCCAGUCAUGUACAACCCCAGGGUCAAGUGUCAGACUGUUGUCUUCCUUUUUUUCUUUUUGAGCAGAGAAGAGAAUGGUUGGUUAAUUAAUGUGUUGGCAUAGUUCUGCGUUCUAUUAGGCAAAUUCCAGUAAUUUUGUGUGUAUAGUUUUAAAGGAUUUUCUGGGGUGUUCCGUGUGGAAUAAAAGUUGUACUCUGCUGUGUACAGUUACAUUUUUUUUAAUUAUGAAAUUGUACUUGUUUCUAUUUUUUGUGUGAUGGUUUAAAAAAGAACAAAAUUAUUUUAAAAAAUGUAAAGGAAAAUCUUAGUAUUUUUUUAGUUUUCUUUUUUUUUUUUUGGUCUUAAAAUAUGGAGGAGACAGGAUUUUAUUGUUGAAAUAAAACCAUGGACUGCUGAUGUAA